Molecule: messenger RNA, 1458 nt
Organism: Triticum turgidum subsp. durum (durum wheat)
Lineage: Eukaryota; Viridiplantae; Streptophyta; Magnoliopsida; Poales; Poaceae
Source: the annotation of a GenBank genome assembly
AUGGCAGAGGCUGUUGUUGGGCAGCUGGUGGUCUCCCUCGGUGCGGCGCUGGCGAAAGAGACAGCUAUCUUUGGCGGGGCACUGCUCAGCAAGGAAGCCGCCGCCAUCAGGGGCCUCUUCGGCAAGAUCCGCGACUCCAAGGCGGAGCUGGAGAGCAUGCAGGCCUACCUGCAGGAGGCGGAGCGGUUCAAGGACACUGACAAGACCACAGCCAUCUUCGUCGGCGAGGUCAGGGGCCUAGCCUUCCAGAUCGAGGAUGUCAUUGACGAGUUCACCUACAAGCUGGAGGACUGCAGGCAUGGAGGGUUUGCGGGCAAGAUGAAGAAGAGGCUCAAGCAUAUCAAGACCUGGCGCCGCCUAGCAGCCAAGCUCCAAGAAAUCGAUGUCAAGCUAAAAGAUGCCAAGAGGAGGAAGCAGGAUUACGCAGUCGUUGCAGGAACCGGCGGAUCUGCUUUUGCUGCCAGAUCGACAAGCCGAGGUCAAGCUCUGCACUUCACCAGGGAUGAGGACCUUGUGGGAAUCGAGGAGAACAAAGAGAAGUUGAUACGGUGGCUGACCGUCAGCGGUGGUAGUGGUCAUGGUCUGGAGCAGAACAACUGCAAAGUCACCACGGUGUGGGGGAUGCCUGGUGUUGGUAAAACCACUCUGGUUGCUCAUGUGUACAACACUGUAAAAGUGGAUUUCGACGCGGCGGCGUGGGUAACUGUGUCGGAGAGUUACCAUAUUGAGGAUCUGCUGAAGAAGAUUGCCGCCCAGUUCGGCAUCACAGUCGACGCCGCCGACAUUGAGAUGAGAGACCUAGCAGAGUCCAUCCAUGAUUACCUUCAAGGUAAAAAGUUCAUUAUGGUCUUGGAUGAUGUUUGGGCUGCACGCGUGUGGUUGGAGAUAAGGAAUGUCUUCCCAACGUCUAACUUUACCAGCCGAUUUGUUAUCACAUCAAGAAAGCAUGAGGUGUCACUGUUGGCAACUAGGGAGUCUGCAAUUCACUUGGAACCGCUACAAGAACAUCACUCCUGGCUGUUAUUUUGUAAUGGAGCCUUUUGGAAUACUGAUGACAAAGAGUGCCCGGUGGAGCUGCAGGAAUUGGCUCGUAAGUUCAUAACAAAGUGUCAAGGCUUGCCUAUUGCUAUUGCUUGCAUUGGCCGCCUACUCUCCUUGAAACCCCCAACUUCUGCUGAAUGGGAGGAUGUGUACAGUGGUUUGGAUUCACAAUUGGCGAAAGAUGUGAUCCCCGAUGCUCAUAUGAUCCUAAAAGUCAGCUUGGAGGACCUUCCAUAUGAUUUGAAGAAUUGUUUCCUACACUGUGCAUUGUCUCCAGAAGAUUAUGUAUUAAAGAGGAGGAAGACAAUGAGGCUCUGGAUCGCUGCGGGGUUUAUCAGGGAAAAAGAUGAGAGCAAAACAUUGGAGGAAGUGGCGGAGGGAUACUUGGCUGAGCUUGUGAACCGAAGCCUUUUAUAG